UGCCAGGAGUGUCGACAGAAUGGCGUAUAAGGAGGCACAGUUUCCCCCGAAAUCCUGAGGCAAUGAACAGACAUUCAAGACACUCACAGACCUCACCAAGCCAGUUACCCAGACCCAGUUUCCAAGACUUCUUUAUCAUCAACUACCACCAUGCCUCAAGCAAUGAAGCUCAACGACAAGGCCCCUGCCAAUACUCCGCCGGCCCAAACGCCUCCAUGCAGCCCCAUCGAUGAAAGUCCCCAGCAGAGUGUGACAACAGGAUAUGGGUAUCAGCAUUCCGAUGAGAAAGAACUCGUAGAAGCUCUUCGCGAAGCCAGGGCGGAUUCCACCACCUCCAAAUCCAAUCACUCGGAAGACACUGCAGGUGGGUGUGCCAGCCCUAAGCAAGAUGGUAAAAAGAUUGUUCAGGAACAAGAGACUGUGUUGAAUGAUGCUUCUAAGCUGAAGCCGCAAGAGCGGGAGAUAUCCUUCUCACGCAACCCCGAAUCAGAAUCGCCCCGUGCUUAUGGAUAAAUAUAUGUCAGACAUACCACCCACUUGGAUGGAAUGUGAUCCCAUAUUUAUGGAUAACGAGAACGUUGGUUUCGAUCCUGCGAUGAAAGAAUGUUCCGAGAUGAGAACACCUAAAGCUAGCAAAGAAAACAUGGAGCAGUCAGGCACGCCGGUUG
This is a messenger RNA of Blastomyces dermatitidis ER-3, 668 nucleotides long. RefSeq lists its product as uncharacterized. Lineage: Eukaryota; Fungi; Ascomycota; Eurotiomycetes; Onygenales; Ajellomycetaceae. The record is from RefSeq and is a predicted model, not a curated record. The transcript has 2 exons. Bases 151 to 513 code for a protein of 120 amino acids.